Messenger RNA from Rhipicephalus sanguineus (brown dog tick), 1043 nucleotides. RefSeq names its product transcription factor Maf. Gene Ontology annotation, cellular component: nucleus. Gene Ontology annotation, molecular function: DNA-binding transcription factor activity, RNA polymerase II-specific; RNA polymerase II cis-regulatory region sequence-specific DNA binding. The record is from RefSeq and is a predicted model, not a curated record. Gene Ontology annotation, biological process: regulation of transcription by RNA polymerase II. Bases 86 to 646 code for a protein of 186 amino acids. Lineage: Eukaryota; Metazoa; Arthropoda; Arachnida; Ixodida; Ixodidae. The transcript has 4 exons.
UCUUCAGCGAAACCUUGAACGCUCGUUCGAGCUUCUCACAUAUUUGUUUACGCCCUACGCUGUCGUGGUCGAACAAACGAGUGCCAUGAAUUCCACAACUGGCAGUGACGUCGAGAAGUUUGGUUCCAACACCGCCGUAUCUCACGCUGAGGCCCAGUAUGAUGGUUGUCAAGAACAACAACAAUCCAUCGGAGCUGGCCAAAUUGAACAGAAUGGCUUGCAGGCUCAGAAGGACGAGGGCUGCAUGUCCGUGGGUGACGCACUCGCCAUUUGCCAAGCCCUGGGGCUCUCCAGAAGCGAUCUCGUCAACAUGUCGGUGCGGCAGCUGAACCUUCGGGUGCGCACGGCACAUCUCGGUGGCCAGCAGACGCGUGCCCUCAAGCACCUGCGACGCAUGCUCAAGAACCGCGGCUACGCGGCUAUCUGCAGGACACGUAGAGUCGAGCAACGCGGAUACCUGGAAGAACAGAAGGAGACCAUCCGUGCACACAUCGAGGCUUUGGAGGCUGAAAACGACGAGAUAGCCGCGGACAUUGCGCGCGUCCAACGAGACUUUACUGGCCUACUCGCUUGGUGCAUUGAACACCAUAUGCUGACUGCCGAAGAGAUCCAGUCAUUCAAGGGUCUUCAGCAAGCAUCAGAGUAGACAGCACUCCCGGACGGCAACGGCCUUUAGUCUCUGAAGGCCUUUGGUCUUUAGGAAGGCCUUUGACCUUUGGAAUGACCUUUGGUCUUUCUCUUCUUCUCAUCUGUACGUUUGAUUUACUUUAAAGCGAACACCAUGCCAGGGUCUAAGCAGAGCGCACAUUUUAGAGCUGUCGAUGCUUGGAUGACGUGACUUGAGUUUGUGGCCAGAACGAAGCCACGUUUUACUGGUUAUGUAUCACAGUCAUUCGUGCUCUUUGGCAAUGUUGUGCUUACAUAAUUUCUACCUUCGCCGAUUUGCAGCGGUGACUUGGCAAAUGUGCACGUGAUGCAAAGCACUUUCGCCUGAUGAAUACGAUCUUGUACGGCAGUGUUAAUCUUAAAGGACGUGUGUAUAA